AUAGGAUUUUACUUUGCUUCCUGAAGAGGUGCUGGAGGAAGGCACCUGCAUGAGAAAUGGGAAAGAAGACCUAGAGAUUCUGGAUAAACCUGGAACACCAGUUAUACCAGAUUGAUGACUACAGCUGUGAAGCAAGAACCUAAAUACUAAUGCAGAAUAACUUGUUCCAGUUAACAUUGUUAAGACAUGUGGAUUAGAGAGAGAGAGGAAUGAAAAGGUUCAGCUGGGAGCUAAGCUUAUAACAUCAUGCUUGUUACCUGAAACCGACCAGAAGCAACCAAGGAACUGGACAUAGACGAUGGAAAAAAAAGAGUUCAUGGUUGCUAGUCCACAUAAUAGUGGAGGCUGAGUGGGCAUGAAGGAGAGUAUAUAGUGUGAGUGAGAAGUCUCAAAUCCCCUGCAAGGCUUUUUUCUAUUAAAGGGAAAAAAAAUAAAUAAAAAGGAAGAAGACAUGAAUCCUACAAAUAAAGAUCAAGCAUUUGGGACCAUUUUUGACUGGGACUAUCUCUUAUGGGAAGUUCGUUUGACAUUUUUAGCUGCUGGCUUUUUAAUCUACCUGGGAGUAUUUCUUCUGUCUCACUGGUUAUCCUCCCGGAUGAGUACCACUUACCGUGCCUUGUAUGCAAAGGAGAAGGUGUUUUGGAAUAUGGCAGUCACACGUGGUGCGUUUGGACUUCAGAGCUGUGUUGCUGGGUUAUGGGCUUUGCUCAUAGAUCCCGUUUUUCAUGCUGACAAGGUGCAUUCACAGCAAAAGUGGAGCUGGUUUAAUUGUUUAAUAGCUGCUGGAUUUUUCUUGCUUGAAAAUGUAGCUGUUCAUGUGUCCAACAUCGUUUUUAGAACGUUUGAUGUGUUCCUCGUGGUUCAUCACUUACUUGCUUUUGGUGGCUUAGCUGGUCUAGUAAUCAAUGUAAAAUCUGGACAUUACCUACCUUUGAUGGGAAUGUUGCUGGAGAUGAGUACUCCUUCAACCUGCAUUUCCUGGAUGCUUCUGAAGGCUGGCUGUGCAAAUACCUUUUUCUGGAAGGCAAAUCAGUGGGUGAUGAUCCACCUGUUUCACUGCCGCAUGAUUCUCACUUACCACAUGUGGUGGGUGUGUAUUUUCAACUGGAAUUCUGUGGUAGAAAACCUGGGACUUCUCCAUUUUACUGUUUUAUUCUCUGGAUUAUUUGCUGUUACAUUAAUACUUAACCCAUACUGGACAUACAAAAAAACUCAGCAGCUCCUCAGCCCAACUGACUGGAACUUCGAAAAUAAAGCGACAGAAAAUGGAAAGUUAAAUGGUGAAACAUCCCAAAAGAAGAGGAUGUAACACCAGAACAUCUGUUUCCUAGUGUGAUAUUGGACUACAGCAGAAGAAUACGCUGCAAACUAAGUGGCCCAUGAAAUCAAAGCUUCUGUAAGAAGCUCGUUGAUGCAGACAUUCCUUGCUGUUUGUAUUCAGAAUGCAUCAGUGGUAUUUAAAAAUGUUAUCUGUAUUUCAUACGUACAUAUUCAUAAAUCUUCAGCAUCUUAGCAAAGAAUUAUGCCUAUGGUUUUGUCUGUACUUAGAUAGUAUUUCAUGGUUUAGCAAUGACAUGCUCUAAUGAUAUCCUUCAUCCUAAUGCUUCAAAGUGGCUUUAUUGCUAACUUGUCCACUAAUCUUAGCUUGAAUUGAAUUUAGCUUUAUUCUCAUUUCACGUAUGUUGGAGAUACUGCUACUGAAAAUAACGUUGAGAAGACUAAGAUCAAUUCUGACCCCAAAUAGGUAUGGUGUGGAUACCUGUGUGCUAUUAAAUAUUUCCCGCUGGAUGAAUUGGUCAAGUGGCAGAAUGUAGUCAUGGCUCAGUUUGUGGGUCUUUCCUUAAGUGCACUUGAUGAAAAGGAAGAGACAGUUAAGUGUUUGCUAGCAAAAGAAAUUGUAGUACCCAGGUUGCCUUCAAUAUGAGACUUCAUAUCCACAGCAAACAUGCACAUGGUGAGGAGUGGGAACACCUGCUCAUUGUGCUGCUGGUCAUGCUAGGUAAUCAUAGUGGUCCUUUCUGGACUUGAAAUCUAUGAAAGACAAGAGUCAAUUAUAAGUUUGUUGGGUGAUUGGUAAGAUUAUCUUCUUUGUAGGUCACAAAUGAAUAAAUGUGCAAUUAGUUCCACUAGUGCUCCUGUUAUACUUCCUCUUAUUUUUGGAAAACCUCUUAGUUACAGAGGGUUUUAGAAUAUGAGGUGACUCAUAGAAUCAUAAAAUGGCCUGGGUUGAAAAGGACCUCAAAUAUCAUCUAGUUUCAGCCCCCGUGCUAUGUGCAGGGUCACCAACACCAGACCAGGCUGCCCAGAGCCACAUCCAGCCUGGCCUUGAAUGCCUCCAGGGAUGGGGCACUCAUCUUUGGAGAAAAGCUUAUUGUCACCUCUUUUAGAAGUUCUGUUAUUCCUGUUUUUAUUUCUGCUUUGCAGAACGCAGAAGGUGAGGUUAUCAAUUCUUUGCACUUUAUCUAGCAUAUUUUUAAGUUUUUAAUUGACCUUGGGAACAGAGGGUGUGUUUGGAUAGUGGUUUGGCAAGUUGUGGAGGUUUUUCUCCCACUUGUACUUGUUCUUGGAUGCAGUUUGGGGCAGCAGAUCAGUGUAUAAAGAUCAUGAUAGAAGAGAGUGACACCUAUUGGCAGGAGAGUGACAAAGAUACCUAAUUAAUGCUGAUGUACUAUUGAGAUAAAAAACAUGUCAUUUGAAAGUUCAUCGUAUGCUGUGAUAUGGCACAGUUCUAUUUACCAAAGUAGUAAGACCAGAAAAGCUAAAGCUGUGAAGAGCUUCAGGUUGAGGCGUUUGUACCAGGCUUUGUGUCCUGCCCUGUGUGGGAGCAUAGUGUUUAAAAUGGCAG
Messenger RNA from Lagopus muta (rock ptarmigan), 2845 nucleotides. It is a transcript of the gene CLN8, whose product is annotated as CLN8 transmembrane ER and ERGIC protein. Gene Ontology annotation, cellular component: endoplasmic reticulum; membrane. Bases 452 to 1309 code for a protein of 285 amino acids. Gene Ontology annotation, biological process: lipid homeostasis. The transcript is spliced from 3 exons. The record is from RefSeq and is a predicted model, not a curated record. Lineage: Eukaryota; Metazoa; Chordata; Aves; Galliformes; Phasianidae.